Messenger RNA from Aspergillus versicolor CBS 583.65, 517 nucleotides. RefSeq lists its product as uncharacterized. Lineage: Eukaryota; Fungi; Ascomycota; Eurotiomycetes; Eurotiales; Aspergillaceae. The transcript is spliced from 2 exons. The coding region runs from base 7 to 456 and encodes 149 amino acids. The record is from RefSeq and is a predicted model, not a curated record.
AUCAAAAUGAAGUCCUUCGCUGCUGUAUCUGCCACGAUCCUGGCCAUCGCCGCCUCCGCCAGUGCUGAACUCGGUUUCGCACUUGGGCCUCUUACUGUCCAAACCCUCACGGAGUCCAAGACUGCCCGCACCGACUUCUCCGUUAGGGACCUGGACUAUGGCGGCAGCACCACCUGCUCAACCGCCUGGGUCAUCGGCGAGCUCGACAAGCCCUCCCUCUGGUACAAGUGCAGCGACACAAGCUUCCAGUUUCGAUUCCCUGCCGGCAUUGCCAACUUCGAGAGCUACAACCUCCAGAUCAGCCGCACCACCGAGGCCGGGACUGUCAUUGGCGAAGCGAACCUGAACUCCCACGGAGUCGACCCUGCUUAUGUCUGCCAGUCUCCUGGCGAGACUCCUGGCACUGACACCGAGUGCAAGGUUGUUCGUGGUGGCGUUGUUGCGUCGCCGAUUUAGUUUGGUCUACACAUGUAGUACUAAGUAAGCUGUACAGGGAAAAUUGUUAAGCAUAUUCUAG